Messenger RNA from Salvelinus sp. IW2-2015, 1851 nucleotides. The record is from RefSeq and is a predicted model, not a curated record. NCBI's taxonomy places the organism in Eukaryota, Metazoa, Chordata, Actinopteri, Salmoniformes, Salmonidae.
AUGUCCCUCCCAGGGUCCAUGGGAGUGAUCGAUCCAGAACACGCCAGGUCCCACACCCAGGACCACAUCACUAGGUCUCCCAUGGGAGUCGAUCCAGAACAUGGCCAGUCUCCACACCCUGACCACAUCACUAUGGUCCCAUGGGAGUCAAUCCAGAACAUGGCCAGUCUCCACACCCUGAACCUGGACCAUAACCUGAUAGACCACAUCGCAGAGGGAUCCUUUGGAGGGCUGUACAAGCUGGCUCGCCUGGAUAUGACCUCUAAUAGGCUGAGGACCCUGCCACCUGACCCCGUGUUCGCCAGGUCUCAGACGGGAGCCAUCAGUCCCACUCCCUACAACAGCGUCAUCAGUCUGAACUUCGGAGGGAACCCGCUACACUGUAACUGUGAGUUGUUAUGGUUACGCAGGCUGGUACGAGAGGACGACAUGGAGACCUGCGCCACGCCCCCUCACCUGGCCGGCAGGUAUUUCUGGUCCAUCCUUGAGGAGGAGUUUACCUGUGAACCGCCCCUCAUCACCAGACACACCCACAAGCUCUGGGUCCUGGAAGGUCAAAGGGCAACCCUGAAAUGCAGAGCCAUCGGCGACCCCGAACCAAUCAUCCAUUUCGUCUCCCCCGAUGAUCGGAUUGUGGCGAAUUCCAGCCGGACGACAUCGUUCCGGAAUGGAACAUUGGAUCUCUUCGUUACGGUUGCUAGGGAUGACGGAGUGUACACGUGCAUAGCGAUAAACGCGGCUGGGGAGGCUACCGCAACGGUGGAUCUAAAUAUCAUUCUGUUGCCGAAUCGAAAUGGGAAUGAGAACGUUCCAGGGAAUGUGACGGUUACUGGGAAUGCUGGGAAUUCUAAUGGAAAAAUGCAGGGUUCUUCGGACAUCGCCACUGGAAAAAGUGGGAAUUCCGAAGUUAACAAUGGAGGGAACACAAGAGAAACGGAAGAGAGGAGAGGAGAGGAGGGAGAGGGGGAUAAGGAGGGUGGUGUGGCGGAGAGAGAGAAGGACGAUGGAGGGAUUAGGAUAGAGGAAGAGGAGGAGGAAGAAGAGGAGAGGAUGGUUGGGAUACAAGGAGUCACUUCUACUUCAGCACAGGUGCGAUGGGACCUGGGCCAAUCGGCUGGAGCUUACCUGGUGUGGAUGUUUCAGAUACAGUACAACUGUACAACCGAUGAGACACUGGUGUACAGGAUCCUCCCUUCUACCAGUAACAGUUUCAUGUUGAAGAACCUGGUAUCUGGAGCGGACUACAACUUGUGUGUCCUGGCCAUCUUUGAUGACAAAGUCACCUCCUUGGCAGCUACCAAGGUUCUUGGCUGCGCCCAGUUUAGCACUAAAGAACUCUACCCAGAAUGCCGAUCUCUACAGACCCACUUCCUGGGAGGAACCCUGACAAUACUUGUGGGAGGCGUUGUCGUGGUAACGCUGCUGGUGUUCACCGUGGCGCUGAUGGUGCGUCACCGUGUCUGCAGUAACCAGGACGACCACUGUCACCACGGGGAUGAUAGUGAUGAGUUGGCGUGUUGCCAGGGCGGGUCAUUAGGGAGUCCGGUGAAAGAGGCGGCGGCCGGAGGUGGCGGAGGAGUCUACGGCCAAUCGGAUGGCAACGGAGAUGUGAUGAUGGUGGUCUUGCCCAAUGGGCUGCCUUCAAAGCAGAGAGGGGGCAGGACGAAGGAGAGAGGAAAAGAGAAAAAGAAGGAGAAAGAUAAGGGAAACGAGGGCGAGAAAGGAGGGGCCGACGUACCCCCUAAGGUACCCCCCAAACCAAAACCCCAAACUCUCCCCAGGCCUACUCCUCCCCCUCAACCCUCCCCCGCCAAUCACGAGGUGGGAGGGCUAGGCUCUGCCCAGAUGUAG